CCAGAGCUGAGUCAAAUGAUCCGACUCCCGAAAAAGAACCGAACUUCCCAUCACGGGGCGGAUGUGGUCCAAUCAGACGGCGCCAACUGGACGUUGUUCCCGGGAUGUUCCGUCUUCGUCCAAUCAGAAGAGAAUGCGUGGAGGCCUACAGGAAGUGCCGCGCCUCUUGGCCAAUCAGACGCGCCGGCGUCACCCUUCACGCGGUGGAACCGGAAAGCCCGCAGAACCGGGAACGCUCACUUCUACCGGCGUCUGCGCGUGAAGCGACCCAGGACUCGCGCACGGAGCUCGGUGUCUGAUUGUUUGUUAGCUGCGCUGUCUCGUGCCGAAAUGUUGUGUCUCAGCGGGCUGUCGGUGGCCCUCGCGCUCGCUCUCGUGCCCGGUCCCGGUGCCGCGCUGAAGGACGGAGAGUGUGAAGUGUGCGUGAGCUUCCUUGGGAAGUUUUACCAGACGCUACAGGACAACAACGUGAACUUCAACAGCGCAGACAUCGAGAAGGCCAUCGUGAAGAGCUGCAGAGAUGCUAAAGGCAAAGAAAACCGCUUUUGUUACUACAUCGGAGCAACAAGUGACGCCGCCACCAAGAUAAUCAACGAGGUGUCCAAGCCGCUCAGCUACCACGUCCCCGUGGACAAGAUCUGCGAGAAACUCAAGAAGAAGGACAGUCAGAUCUGUGAACUGAAAUACGACAAACAGCUGGACCUGACCACCGUGGACCUGAAAAAGCUUAAAGUGAAAGACCUGAAGAAGAUUCUGGAGGAGUGGGGCGAGUCCUGCAAAGGCUGCGCCGAGAAGUCCGACUUCAUCCGCAAAAUCACAGAGCUAAUGCCCAAGUACGCCCCUGCAGCCGCAAGGGCACGGACAGAUCUGUAACGAGGGACAAAGACAAAACACAGCCACACCUUUGGACUCUGGAGAGGAGGAGGAAGAAGAGGAGGAGGAAGAUGAGGAGGAGGAAGAUGAGGAGGAGGAGGAGGAGUUUGUCUUUUGGGUUUUGGGGGUGUACACUCAUCUGGUAAUCUGACACUGAUUCAGAAGUAUAGAUCUGUAGUUUAGUCCUGUGCUAUACUUUUAAAUCAUGUGAGGUCAGUUUUUGUGUUGGGGGUUCAUAGCACAGGAGCUCUGAUUCACGGGACAUUCGAACACUGGGAGUGAAUACACUUCACAGUACGCUGGCUAGAUGACUGACAUUCGUAGUAGUCCGUCGUUGCGCUGUAACGGAGCAGCAGUGUGACUCUUCUGUCCUCGAGCAGACUCCGGCGACGUCUUAAAGCCGAGCUGCUAAAGGGAAGUUGUCAUGUUUCAUUUCCUGUAGCGUCCCCCCAAAUUUUAGCCCGAUAUCCACGACACGGAGCGGAGGAGGACGAGUGACCGUGCAUCAACAUGGAGCCCACACGUUAAGACUUAAAACUACACUGACAUGUCCACACGUACGUUAAAGUUAAUCUGAUUUAUUGUUCGUUUAUUCAAAUCCUGUGGUUAUCUUCCAGACUUUAGUUUUUACUUUGACGUUUCCUCUUUUUGUUACUGAUUAACCUGCAGGAAGAGAAUCUGUGUUAUCAGCUGGACGUUCAAACGAAGAGCAAAGGAUGAUCACAGCAACCAAAAUAAAAACGUGUCGGCGUACGAGUGUCGUAUUAAGACUGGAAGAACGUGAAGCCGUCUUUAAAGGCUCGGUUUAAUCCUUUAGUUUAAAUUCACAGUAAACCAAGUCGGCCGUGUUCCAGCCCAGAGUCACUCAAACGAACUGUACACUUAUUAAAAGAAAGUGAAAUUAAUUAUUUGUUUUUGUUCUCAUUCAUCACACGGGGGUUAAACAGGAAGUUCACCAGUCGUCCUCCUGUCAGAAGUGUUUAAGAUAUUUAUUGAGUUUCUAAUAAGUGAUUUUAUUGUUUCCUGGCUUUGUUUGGGGAUCGGUUUCUGUCGUGAUGCUGUACCUGUGCCGGGAUCACCUGCAGUGUCAUCCAAUCAGGAGCUGGAGAAGUUUUGAAAUAAAAAAGGGUUACUUAUUUCUUCUUCUUUGAUAUUUUAUUGAUGUUUGAUGUAAACAAACACAGACGUUUGUUACAGCUGUGCUAUUCUACUUUUUCAUUAAAACAAAAAGUUCCCGU
Larimichthys crocea (large yellow croaker) is the source of this 2111-nucleotide messenger RNA. RefSeq names its product mesencephalic astrocyte-derived neurotrophic factor (gene manf). NCBI's taxonomy places the organism in Eukaryota, Metazoa, Chordata, Actinopteri, Sciaenidae. Gene Ontology annotation, biological process: neuron projection development; dopaminergic neuron differentiation. The record is from RefSeq and is a predicted model, not a curated record. Gene Ontology annotation, cellular component: endoplasmic reticulum. The transcript has 4 exons. Bases 16 to 873 code for a protein of 285 amino acids.